AUGGAUGACGCAAGGAGAAGAGACAAGGAAGCCUUCGUGACUGGUCUCUCAGGGUCUGAUAUAACCGAGAUCUAUGUGAUUUUAUGGAUUGUAGUGGCAUCAUACACACUCCAACAAUUAACAGCAGUCAAAUUUUGGCAUAAGAUUAAGCCAUGGACACGACUAGUACUCGAAUACGCUAUGCUGGUACUCCCCGUCAUUGCAUCCGUGACAUUGGCAGAAUAUAACAACACUCUGCUGGUGAUGCUACUGGCGUUGAUCGUGACUCUGAUUGUGUUGGUACGCACGCCACGAUAUUCUCUGCCUCCGUCAUUUGACGGCCCGAGAUUUGGAUUCUUGGCUGCUUUUAGAGCCUCGUUGCAGAUUGUCACGAUCGUGUGUAUACUGGCUGUGGAUUUCAAGGUGUUUCCGAGACGGUUUGCGAAGGCUGAAACGUACGGGACGUCUUUGAUGGAUUUAGGAGUAGGCUUGUUCGUUUUCUCAAUGGGAAUCGCUGCUGGACCUAGACUCAAAUCUACAUCCACGUUAUUUGCAUCGAGAAUGCAGUCUGCGGUCAUGACUUCGAUACCAGUAUUGAUUAUUGCGGGGGUUCGUACUGUUGCUACCAAAAGCUUUAACUACAAUGAGCAUGUAUCAGAGUAUGGAGUACACUGGAACUUUUUCUAUACUUUGGGUAUACUGCCAGUGAUCAUUGGCGCUGUGUUUGCUAUAUUUCCAUUGAAUGCGAUACCUGUUGUGGCAGUUGGAAUGCUUGCAGGGUAUCAGUAUGCACUGGGGCUCGGGAUUGAACGUUACAUUCUAUAUGCAGCUCGUACCAACUUCGUUAGUGCCAAUCGUGAAGGGCUUUGUAGUCUGUUUGGGUACUCGACCAUCUUCCUAAUCGCUUCAUACAUCGGAUCAGUACUUCUAGUCCCUUCAACAGACGUUCGAGAUUUCUCCAAAUGGAGACGCCAUUGCAUCUACCUGAUGUUUGCAUCCAUCCUACUACAUCAUUCAUGGACAUACCUAGCAUCAUACCAAAACAUUCAAGUCUCUAGACGGAUAGCAAAUGCCCCAUACGUGAUAUGGGUUGUUGAAUGUGGAUGUUGGCUUGUGGGAUUGUUUCUGGCUAGUGAUUUAACUGUUGCAUGGACUUGUCGGCCUCGUAGGAUUGAUAAAAACAAGUUGGAUUCGAUUGAGAUGGAGUCUUGUGCUCCUGUACUGCUGGAGGCUGUUAAUUAUAACCAGCUGGCGACUUUCAUGCUGGCAAAUGUCGUUAUGGGGCUCAUCAACUUAUCUAUGGAUACCAUAAAUGCAUCGCCUCGGGUUGCCAUUAUGGUCAUUGUUGGAUAUAAUCCAUUAUCUGAAAAAGAAGUCAAGAUAAGGGCUGAUACCAACCACUCGACUUCACCUCCACCAACAUCUUCACCACCACCACCAACACCAACAUUAUCAAACUCGCCACUGCAACUACAACCAAAGCCACUAUCGGACUUCAAAACGGUAUGCAAGCUUGGACGUGGCGCUCAGGGAGCCGUGUAUUUGUUCUCGACUACAGACUCCAGUAAAAACUUGAAGACUGAAAUCGAAUGCAUGAAACAAGUAAAGGGCCAUCCCGCCUUCGUAUCGUUGGAAGCUGUAUUCCAAGACAGCAACUACAUCUAUAUCGUAAUAGAAGCUGUCGAGGGAGUAACUCUACUUGAAUGGCUGAAACGGUCCGGUGGAAAGAAGCGGAUAUGUCACAGGCACUUGAGACCUGAAAACGUAAUGAUCACCAGUACUGGCCAUAUCAAGAUUGUAGACUUUUGA
This is a messenger RNA of Synchytrium microbalum, 1788 nucleotides long. RefSeq lists its product as uncharacterized. Gene Ontology annotation, biological process: protein phosphorylation; protein localization to plasma membrane; GPI anchor biosynthetic process. Bases 1 to 1788 code for a protein of 595 amino acids. Lineage: Eukaryota; Fungi; Chytridiomycota; Chytridiomycetes; Synchytriales; Synchytriaceae. The record is from RefSeq and is a predicted model, not a curated record. Gene Ontology annotation, cellular component: endoplasmic reticulum; membrane. Gene Ontology annotation, molecular function: glucosaminyl-phosphatidylinositol O-acyltransferase activity; ATP binding; protein kinase activity. The transcript has 11 exons.